Messenger RNA from Hippocampus zosterae (dwarf seahorse), 1662 nucleotides. RefSeq names its product zona pellucida sperm-binding protein 4-like. The record is from RefSeq and is a predicted model, not a curated record. Gene Ontology annotation, cellular component: egg coat. Gene Ontology annotation, molecular function: structural constituent of egg coat; acrosin binding. Bases 1 to 1647 code for a protein of 548 amino acids. The transcript is spliced from 12 exons. NCBI's taxonomy places the organism in Eukaryota, Metazoa, Chordata, Actinopteri, Syngnathiformes, Syngnathidae. Gene Ontology annotation, biological process: binding of sperm to zona pellucida; prevention of polyspermy.
AUGAAUUUUAAUUUGGUGACAUUUUCUUUAAUUUCCAGCAUUUUGACCUUCAACGCUCAACUUUGUCUGAGUAUCGAAAAGGGCUCAACGCCAUCUCAGAGGCAAAGUCUUGCCUUGCCCAGAGUCAGCUGCUCUCAAAGGGGAAUAAAGGCUGUGUUUGGCUCUGAGGUCAUCAGUGAUAUUCGUGUAAAAGACAAGUCGGGGGCCACAUUCACGGCGGAUCGGUCUGGGAGCUUGUGUGGAGUCAAAAUGGGCAGAAACGACAACCAGAGUCUUGUUUUCUUCAGCACAUAUGACGGCUGCUACGCUCAAGUGAAGGGCAGUAAAGUGGUCGUCCCACUGCAAGUGCAGCUGACGGGAGACGAUCGAUGGUUCAGGGUCAACAUCAGCUGUCCUCUGACGAGGAGACCCAGAGGGAGGCCACCGCUGCAGUCACCGGAAUUCCACGGGCAGUGUGCCAUUCACAAAGACCUCCGGGUGACAUGUGGGACACAAAGACUGUCCCCUGAUUCCUGCGCCUACCAUGGCUGCUGCUACAAUUUCACAGAUUCAACAUGCUACUACAGACUCAAUUCCUGCUCUUUGGACGGGCACUUUGUGUUUGCUGUCGAAAGGACCGAGAUGGACCCGCCUAUGCGCCCCAGAAGCCUCGUGGUCAAGAAUCGGCCACGCUGCGUUCCUGUUCUCACCACCCCAGACGUUGCCGUCUUUAAGAUUCACGUCACGGAUUGUGGGGUUAAGACAAAGGUCAAGGGAGAUGUCGUCGUCUAUGAGUUGGAGGUGGAGGAGCUGCCUGAUCCGAGAAGAACAAACCACGCUCCGUUUCGUCUCCAGGUGGAUUGUGAAUAUGACGAGUCGGCUGCGAAGCGUGCCGUCAAUCUGACUUCCCUCCACACAGUGACCAAGCCGCCGCCUGUGGUUGCUCUGGGAAACAUCAAAGUGCAGAUGAGAAUCGCCACAGACGCGUCCUUCACGUGUUUCUUUCCUGAGGACCAACUUCCUGUGAUAUCGCCGCUGCGUGAAACCGUCUACGUGGAAAUCUCUCUGGGCCAACCAUCGCCGGAUCCCGCACUUUCCCUCCAUGUCAGGGAUUGCUUCGCCUACCCGGCAUCUCGACACUCUGCGUGGACGCUUCUCUACGAAGGAUGUCCCAACCACCUGGAUGACUCCAAAAGUUCAGUCCCUGUGGACAAUCGGGGUCAAAUUUAUUCCCAUUCCCAAGUCAGGAGAUUUGACGUCAAGACCUUUGCCUUCGUCGAUGAAGGCCAACCAAGUGUUGAGGAAAUCUACUUCUAUUGUUGGGUGGAAAUCUGCACGGAGGAGGUAGACUGCGCGCAACGCUGCGCUAUCGUUUCAUCUGAAGGCGAGAGACGCAGAAGAGAGGCUUCCUCCGAAGCAUCUCCCACCCAGCUCGUCACUUUGGGCCCUUUUCUGCUGCGUCGGAAUAGCACAAAAAAGCAGGCUGAUCCGUGUGUUCAGCACAACGCCGUGUAUCAAGGCGCCAUGUUUGUUCUCUCUGGCAUCGGGGCAACAGUGCUGCUGCUGCUGGUGCUGGUGGUUGUGAUAUUGUGUUUGAGCAAGAGGAAUUGUCACAAGCCACAGACAACACAAGGUUCUGAGGCUCACGUUGAAGAUGUGAUAUCAUAAUAAACAUUUCACUGC